UGAGUGGUUGGCCUGAGGCAGAGAAGAGGUGCUUGCUGUCCCUCCUGUGUCCUAGAAUGCAGUUUGUUUUCUAAAUCCCUACUGGUCGCCCCUGUGGCUCUGGGCGGAUCUCUAGGCCCUUUUUUCACGUGAGCCUUGUCUGCAAUUUGGAAGUCAACAGUUGCCUGUGUUGUUUUUCUAUUUCUCCCCACCCGUUUUCCUCGCUCCCAGUUUGGUGGUAAAAUGGAAGAAGGGAGAGGUGGACUUGAAGAGAUAGGCGAGGAGGAUGUAUUCUAUUCUAUUCCAGAAUGUUCAAGUCUUGUGGAAGAGCAAACCAAAAGCAACCUAAAGGUGACCUCCCCGGAGGAUUCUGAGCACCUGAGCAGGAGGCAGGGCCCCCCGAAUGGGACCCCCACCCGGGCCCAGGACCCCAAAAGUAACAGCAGCCGCAACGUCCCCCGCAGGCACACGUUAGGGGGGGCACGCAGCUCCCGAGAGAUCCUGGCCAUGCAGCCCUCGGACAUGGACAAGAAGAGGGAGGCCUUCCUGGAGCACCUGAAGCAGAAGUACCCUCACCACGCCUCGGCCAUCAUGGGCCACCAGGAGAGGCUCCGGGAACAGAGCAGAAGCCCUAAACACGGCCUUAGCAGCUCCAGUGUAGGGGACCAGGCUGAGCACCUCUCCCUGGCCUCCCUGGAGUCUCUGGACACCAUGUCAGAGGCUGAUGCCCCCACCACCUUCACCAGAGGCAGCCGCUCCCGCGCCAGCCUGCCCGUAGUGCGCUCCACCAACCAGACCAGGGACCGCUCACUAGGUAGGGGACCACAACAUGGCCACACUGUGUUUUGA
Molecule: messenger RNA, 828 nt
Organism: Oncorhynchus gorbuscha (pink salmon)
Lineage: Eukaryota; Metazoa; Chordata; Actinopteri; Salmoniformes; Salmonidae
Product: sickle tail protein homolog
Exons: 3
Coding region: 223-828 (201 amino acids)
Cellular component (GO): cytoplasm
Source: RefSeq, a predicted model, not a curated record